GUUAGAUAAGAAAAUGGCCAAUAAGUAAAAUUAACAAUUAACUGAAUAAAUUUUACAGGAAUUGACUCUACAUUCGACGUUUAAAGCCGAGGCGAAAAUAAUAAUUUGUGGAGUAUUCAUAAUUCAAGCUUUGAUGUAACUUUUUUUUACACAUAUUAUAAAGUGUCGAGGUGGAAAGUGCAGCUGAUCCAGAUCAAGACAUUAUCUACAAUAUGGCGGCGCUAAUGAAACACGAGUGAUCUUGUUUGCUCUCCGUAUUCCCUUUCUAGCAGACUCCCUAAUUAAAGAAAUAAAAUAUUGAAUAGGCUAAUUCGCAGAGGUUCAAUUAAUUUUCUUAGAAUAUUAUUAACAUUGCUUUAAAAAUUCGAAGAUACGUAAAUAAACUGUUGAAAUGCCACCGAAAAAAGCUCCGGCACCAAGUAAAAAAACGGAACAGAAGAAAAAAGAAAAAGUUAUAGAGGAUAAAACUUUUGGUAUUAAAAAUAAAAAAGGUGCCAAGCAACAAAAAUUUAUUCAACAAGUAGAGAAACAAGUUAAAUCCGGAGGUAUUCAUCCACGUAAACUAGACGAUCCUAAUGUUAAGAAGCUUGAAAAGGAAAAAAAAUUAAAGGAACAGCAAGAGUUAGCCCUAAUAUUUAAACCUAUACAGCAUCAAAAAAUCGACAAAGGAAUUGAUCCAAAAUCGGUCGUUUGUACAUUCUUCAAACAAGGACAAUGCACCAAGGGUGAUAAAUGCAAAUUUUCACACGAUUUAAGUAUAGAAAGAAAAGCAGAGAAACGAUCACUGUACUGUGACGUUGAUAAAGAUGCAGAUAAGGAAACGGAUACUAUGGACGAUUGGGACGAAGAUAAGUUAAAGCAAGUUGUAGAGAAGAAACACGCGACUGGUGGAAACAGACCUACAACUGACAUCAUUUGCAAACAUUUUUUGGAGGCUGUAGAGAAAUCCAAAUAUGGUUGGUUUUGGGAAUGUCCAUCUGGUCAAAAAUGUUUUUAUCGUCACGCUUUACCACCUGGUUUUGUCUUAAAAAAAGACAUUAAAAAAGAAGAAAAGAAAGAUGAAAUAUCGUUAGAAGAUCUUAUUGAAAAAGAAAGAGCUAAUCUAGGACCGCAUCAAACAAAGAUAACCUUGGAGACUUUCUUGGCUUGGAAAAAGCGAAAACUAAGAGAAAAACAGCAACAAGCUAUUAAAGAGGAAGAGAAAAAACGAAAUGACCUUAAAGCCGGUCGCCAGGUUGGCAUUUCUGGAAGAGAAAUGUUCUACUUUAAUCCUGAUCUUGCUGCUGGUGAUGGUUCAGUAGAUGACGAUGGUGAUGAAGCGAUUGUACAUUACGAUCGUGAAGAAGACGAAGAAAAUGUAGAAUAUCGUGAACUAGAUAUAGAUCGACUUGUGUUAGAAGCAAGCCAAGUUGAUACCACUGGAAUAUGUACUGUAGCAGCUGAACAUAACAACAAAUUGAAAGAUUCUAGUCAAGUCUCUGAUUUGAAGGACAAUGUUAAUAACAAUGAAAGUGUAGUGCCUGUUGGAGAUCAAGCCAUAGCUUUAACCAUCAAUGAAACUCUCUUUAUGGAUGAAGAUUUAGAGGGCAUUGAAGAAGAAUUAGGGGAUCUGGAUUUGGAGGAGUGAUCCAGAUAUCCCCCAAUUCGUUCUCCUCUUUAUCUAAAGUUGGCUAAAUUUGAGCAUUUUGUGGCCUUUUAUUUUUUCCUCGUCUGCUCAAUGAUUGACUUAAAGUCUAUAUACGUUUGCAAUGUACAAGGUUUUGCAUAGUACUUUGCACUCGUACCUUUAAUUGAUAUUAUUCAGCAGCUGGCAUAUGCAAUUAGCGUGAAUAAAUGCUCAAUACUAUAAAUAAAUACUGAUUUUCAGUACUAUAUUUUUA
Molecule: messenger RNA, 1880 nt
Organism: Ceratosolen solmsi marchali
Lineage: Eukaryota; Metazoa; Arthropoda; Insecta; Hymenoptera; Agaonidae
Product: zinc finger CCCH domain-containing protein 15 homolog
Exons: 8
Coding region: 392-1627 (411 amino acids)
Biological process (GO): cytoplasmic translation
Cellular component (GO): cytosol
Molecular function (GO): metal ion binding; mRNA binding
Source: RefSeq, a predicted model, not a curated record